AUGGAUGGCGGCGUGGUGGCUGUGCAGGUGGUUUCUGAAUCAGAGUCGGAUCCUGAAGAAGAGGGCGACCUCGUCUCACGCGGCCACAGGCGCGCCGCGCCGCGCCGCGCCGCGCCGCGCCGCACCGCUUGCUCGCGCCAGAGGCGCCGCGCACGCGCGCGAUCCGAGCCCCAGCCAGGGCUGCGCUGCGUGCUCGCGGCGCAGCCCUUGCUGCUGGAGGCGGCCACUGGCCCCGCCUCUGCUUACCUCAAGCCGUACCAGCUGGUGGGCAUCAACUUCCUGCUCCUGCUCUACAGGCAGAAGGUCGGCGGCGCGAUCCUGGCGGACGAGAUGGGGCUGGGCAAGACGGCGCAGGCCAUCUGCUUCUUGGGGGUGCUGUCGGACUGGGAAAAUGACAGGGGGCCCCACCUGGUGUGUGCGCCGGCGUCGCUGCUGGACAACUGGGCGCGCGAGAUCGGCCACUGGUGCCCAAACCUGCGGGUCCUGACCUACCACGGCAACAGCAGGGAGGAGACGCGCGGCCGCCUGGAGGCAUGGCGUAUCAAGGUGGCUGAGGCGCUGGACCGCGGUGACCUGAAGCAGCCGCCCCCCGGCUACAUCCGCCCCGGGGACGAGGCCUUCAACGACCCGCUGGAGCGCCGCGGCCGCGGCGGCGGCGGCGACGACGACGACGAGGAGGAGGGCAGCAGCGGCAGCGACACCGUCAGCGAGGAGGAGCCUGACGGCGUGGCGGUGGCCGCCUACCUGUCCAAAACCAAGGAGCUGCUGGAUGAGGACGAGCACAACAUAGCCACCGGCCAGGGCGCGUUCGACGUCAUGCUGACGACAUACUCCAUGUUUGAGCGCGAGAGCCAGAGGCACACGUGA
Monoraphidium neglectum is the source of this 867-nucleotide messenger RNA. Its product is annotated as SNF2 family DNA-dependent ATPase. Gene Ontology annotation, cellular component: nucleus. The record is from RefSeq and is a predicted model, not a curated record. The transcript is spliced from 8 exons. Gene Ontology annotation, molecular function: ATP-dependent chromatin remodeler activity; ATP binding; chromatin binding. Lineage: Eukaryota; Viridiplantae; Chlorophyta; Chlorophyceae; Sphaeropleales; Selenastraceae. Bases 1 to 867 code for a protein of 288 amino acids.